GCUGUGCAGCGUUUGGUUUACCAGCAUGACGAUACAGUCCUCGUUGCGGCAACAGGCUACGGCAAAAGCGCCGUUCUCUACACUGUUUCUGCCCUGACCGAGAAGAUCACGAUACAAAUCGUUCCCUUGACGAAGCUAGGCGAGAAUCAGCGUGACGAUAUCACCAGAAAUGUCCCUAAUUCGAAGCCGGUAUGGAUCGACGCCGACACGCAUCUCAAGGUCUAUUGCCCUGAGCCCCUGAGCCCCUGA
This is a messenger RNA of Lasiosphaeria miniovina, 249 nucleotides long. RefSeq lists its product as uncharacterized. Lineage: Eukaryota; Fungi; Ascomycota; Sordariomycetes; Sordariales; Lasiosphaeriaceae. The annotation marks the transcript as partial. The record is from RefSeq and is a predicted model, not a curated record. The transcript has a single exon.